AUUAAUUAACGAGCGAAAUAAAUAAUAAAAGAUUAGUGUAGAAAUGCACUUCCGCUCGUUCCUUUCUUUACUUCCGUUUCACUUCCGGAUGUGCACAUUUGCCUGGCUGCACUGACUCCACUUACUUCUGCACCAUGAAGAUCGUUACCUGGAAUAUAAAUGGCAUCAGGACUUUCAGAGGCGGCAUUAAAAAGGCUCUUGAUUCACUGGACGCAGAUAUUAUCUGUGUUCAAGAGACAAAAGUCACAAGAGACUUGCUCGAUGAAAGAACUGCCAUUGUUGACGGCUACAACUCCUAUUUCAGCUUCAGUCGGGGACGCAGCGGUUAUUCAGGUGUUGCUACCUACUGCAAAGACAGUGCCGCUCCAUUUGCUGCUGAGGAGGGUCUCACAGGGCUGCUGACCAACCAUGAAGGGGCUGUGGGAUGUUAUGGUGACCAGGCUGAGUUCUGUGGCGAGGAGCUGCAGCUUUUGGACAAUGAAGGACGGGCAGUUAUCACACAGCACAGGAUCAUGUGUCAGGACAAAGAACAAACUGUGACUAUAAUCAAUGUGUACUGUCCACGGGCUGACCCUGAGAAGCCGGAGCGAAAGCGGUUCAAACUGCAGUUCUACAAGUUGCUUCAGAGUCGGGCUGAAGCUAUACUGAAAGAUGGCAGCCACGUGAUUGUUUUAGGAGAUGUAAACACAUCUCACCGGCAAAUAGACCACUGUGACCCCAGUGAUAAUGAUGAUUUUGAUGAAAACCCUGGGAGGAAGUGGCUGAAUGGCUUUUUGUACAGUGGCAGACAAGAAGAGGACGAGAAUGAGGAGGAACAUGAAGGAGAAUCUGAGGUAACAUCAACAGAUCCCAACCACAGUGGAAAAUUCAUGGACACCUUUCGCUAUUUCCACCCAACUCGCACCAGCGCCUUCACAUGCUGGUCCACUCUCACUGGAGCGCGGCAGACCAACUAUGGCACGCGCAUCGACUACAUAUUCGCUGACUGCCAGCUCGCAAAGGAGCAGUUUGUUGCAGCAGACAUCAUGCCAGAUGUAGAGGGGUCAGACCACUGCCCCGUGUGGGGGGAACUGAGCUGCUCACUCCUGCCAAGCUCCAAGCCUCCUCCCCUUUGUACACGCUACCUGCCAGAGUUUGCUGGCAAGCAGCAGAAACUCUCCCGCUUCUUUGUGAAAGUGGACCAAAAAUCAGCUCAGUCUGAGCAGAGCGAUGCAUUACCUGGAUCUCAGGAAGAGGAAGAGAGAAGGGAGAAUUUAAACCCAUCCGGAGCAGGAAACACCUCUGGCAAAAAACGGUUAUUAACAUCAGACUCUGUUGUCCCCAAGGGGAAAAAGAUGAAGACAGUUAAGACAUCUUCAAAGCCACAGGGCAGCCUCCUUUCCUUUUUCAAACCCAAACUCACAAAUGUCAUUUCCUCUACUGAAGCCUCUGUCAGGCAGUGUGAAAACACACCCAGCAUGGACAAAGAUACAUCAUCACAGAACUCCAAAGAGGCAUCCUCAGUCACAGGCAGCGUACCUGAAGACACUAACCUUGUGCCUGAUAAUUCACCGCAGCUGUGCAGCAGUGGCAACACACAGGAAAAAGACAAACAGAUAGAGACAAAACAUUUAACCUCACAGCUGACAGUGGCAAACUCAAACACCAAGAAAGGGGCAUCAUCAGUGUUUUGGAAGUCGGUGCUUCAUGGACCGCCCCCGCCACCCUCCUGUAAGGUCCACGGGGAACCAUGUGUGCUUCGUACUGUGAAAAAAGAGGGGCCGAACAUGGGCAAACAGUUCUUUGUGUGUGCCCGUCCUCAGGGACACGCCUCCAACCCUGACGCUCGCUGUAACUUCUUUUUAUGGGUUGAGAAGGGGAAGUGACAUGUUUACUGUUCCAACCACUGUUUUUUUCCCCUUUAGCUCACACAAGCACUGUAAGGCUGCUACAGACCUCUCAUCAUUUCACAGAUUUUAAAUGUUGACUGUGUUUCUUUCUUUGUUAAAUAAUAAAAGACGGUAGUUUUCUAUUACUUUGAGCUUGGUUUUGUUUUAUCUUGGAGCUGAAACAGUUAAGCAAUCAAUAGUUGAUCAAUAGAAAAUUAAUCUGCAACAAUUUUGAUCAUCAUUUUUCAAGCAAAAGUGCUAAAUAUCAGAUUUCAGCUCCUGAAAUGUGAGACGUUGCAACAUUUUUCCAUUUUGUAUCAGUGGAAAUUGAUUAUCUUAGAGUUUUGGACUUUUGAUUGCCCAAAACAAACAAUUUGAAGAUGUCACCUUGGGAACUGGGGAAUUGUACCAUGCAUUCCUGACGUUUUAAAUACUAAAUCAGCGUUCCUACCUUUUUUAAUGCCACUUGAAACCAAUUUUACAAUAGCUAAAAUUUAAGGGAAAAAAAUCAUGAACUGACAUCAGUUACUGAGGAUUAGGGACAAUUCUGCCCAAAUUUACUGUGACAGAAACAUGAGUUUUUUGUCCAGGUUAAAAAGUGAGAUAAUCUACAUCAAAUGCUGAAAGCAUAAACAAUUAACAAAUUAUAUUAUCAAAAAAGUAUUUGGUUUGCCUUGAAGAGGCUUGUUCAUAUAUAAUUUCAUUGGAUGUGG
This is a messenger RNA of Epinephelus fuscoguttatus (brown-marbled grouper), 2581 nucleotides long. RefSeq names its product APEX nuclease (apurinic/apyrimidinic endonuclease) 2 (gene apex2). Gene Ontology annotation, cellular component: nucleus. Gene Ontology annotation, biological process: base-excision repair. The coding region runs from base 135 to 1865 and encodes 576 amino acids. The record is from RefSeq and is a predicted model, not a curated record. The transcript has 6 exons. Gene Ontology annotation, molecular function: zinc ion binding; DNA binding; endonuclease activity. NCBI's taxonomy places the organism in Eukaryota, Metazoa, Chordata, Actinopteri, Perciformes, Serranidae.